AUGGUUAACCAAAGAACAUUUUUCGAUGUCGAAAUUGAUGGUAAACCUAUUGGUAGGAUUAUUUUUGAAUUAUUUAAUGAUGUUGCACCAAAAACUACAGAAAAUUUUAGAGUAUUAUGUUUAGGUACACAAUAUUCAAAGAUUACACAAACUCGUCUUCAUUAUAAAGGAACACCAUUCCAUCGUAUCAUUAAAAACUUUAUGGUGCAAUGUGGUGAUUUUCAAAAUAAGAAUGGUACAGGUGGUGAAUCAAUCUAUGGUAAAAGAUUCGAUGAUGAAAACUUUAAAAUUAAACAUUCUGAACCAUAUUUAUUAUCAAUGGCAAAUGCUGGUCCAAAUACAAAUGGAAGUCAAUUCUUUAUUACAACUGCACCUGCUUCACAUUUAGAUGGUAAACAUUGUGUAUUUGGAAAAGUAGUUUCAGGACAAAAUGUUGUAGACAUUUUAAAUUCAUUAUUAACAGAUCAAAAUGAUAAACCAUAUGCAGAUGUUAAAAUAGUUCAUUGUGGUGAAUUGGUUUUAAAAUCAAGUUCACAAAAUAAUAAAAAAGAUUCAGACUCUGAAAAUUCAGAUUCAGAUUCAGACUCUUCAGAUUCAUCAUCAUCUGAAGAAGAUAGAAAAAAGAGAAAGAAAAGAAAGAAAAGAAAAGAGAAAAAAAGAAAAUCAAAAGAUAGAAAAAAGAAAAGGAAAAGAUCAUAUAGUUCAUCAAGUGAUGAUUCUGAUUAUAGUGAUGAUUCUGAUUCUGAUGACGAUGAUGAUGAUAAUAAAAAAAAUAAAAAUAAAAGAGGUAGAUCGAGAUCAAGAUCAAAAGAUAGAAAAUCAUCAUCAUCAAAAAGAGAUAGAUCAAGAAGUGGUUCAAUUGAUGAAUUAAAGGAUAGGUAUAAACCAUUAUCAUCAUCAUCAUCAUCAUCAAGAGGAUAUGAUAAAAAAUCAACUUCACCAAUUAGACAGAGUGAUUCAAGUGGUAGAACUGUAAAGGGUAGAGGUGCUGUAAAAUAUUCUCAAGAUAGAAAUGGUAGUAAUAGAUUUGGUAGAGAAUAUAGGGACAAUAGGGAUAAUAGAGAUUAUAGGGAUAAUAGGGAUAAUAGAGGUUAUAGGGAUAAUAGAGAUUAUAGAGACAAUGCUAGGGAUAAUAGGGAUAAUAGAUAUUCAGACAAUAACAGUAGAGAUGAAAAAGAUAAUGAUUCAAACUAUAACAAAAGAAAAGAAAGAUUUAAUAAUAAUAAUAAUAAUAAUAAUAAUAAUAAUAAUAAUCAUGAUAAUUCUCAAAUAGAUUCAUCAAGAAGUUCUAAUAAUAGAAGUUAUGCCGAUAUUGAUUAUAAAGAUACCUAUUCAGAAAAGGAUUUAGAAAAUAUUAAAAUUACAAUUAAAAAUCAUGAAAAUAAAGAAAAUGAAAGAAAAUACUCUGGAAAUAAUAAUGAUAAUAAUAAUAAUAAUAGUAAUAAUAAUGAAAAAGAAGAGGGAGAACAUGAUGAAGAAAAUGAUUCAUUAAAAAGAAAAGAAGAAACAACUACAACUACAACAACAAGUUCAAAUGUAGCUUCAUCACCAUUAUCAUCAUCUUCAGUACCUAAAAAUGAAGAAAAAAAUGUUAAUUCUUCAUCUUCACCUUUUAGAAAAAAUAGAAAUCACAGCGAUGAUGACAGUGAUCAUUAUGAUGAUGAUGACGAUGACAGAAGAGGCAGAGGCAGAGGAAGAAGAUCCAGAUAUGAUAGUGAUGAUUAA
Dictyostelium discoideum AX4 is the source of this 1725-nucleotide messenger RNA. RefSeq lists its product as hypothetical. The coding region runs from base 1 to 1725 and encodes 574 amino acids. Lineage: Eukaryota; Evosea; Eumycetozoa; Dictyosteliales; Dictyosteliaceae. The record is from RefSeq and is a predicted model, not a curated record. The transcript has 3 exons. Gene Ontology annotation, molecular function: isomerase activity; peptidyl-prolyl cis-trans isomerase activity.